Lepidothrix coronata (blue-crowned manakin) is the source of this 3600-nucleotide messenger RNA. RefSeq names its product nitric oxide synthase 2 (gene NOS2). NCBI's taxonomy places the organism in Eukaryota, Metazoa, Chordata, Aves, Passeriformes, Pipridae. Gene Ontology annotation, molecular function: calmodulin binding; NADP binding; heme binding. The record is from RefSeq and is a predicted model, not a curated record. Gene Ontology annotation, biological process: nitric oxide biosynthetic process. Bases 42 to 3599 code for a protein of 1185 amino acids. The transcript is spliced from 25 exons.
UUUCAGCACUGUGAACUAAGACCACAAGUAAAGCAUACAAAAUGCUGUGCCCCUGGCAGUUUGUGUUCAAAUCUCGUGCUGCCAGGAGCCAGUACUCUGGAGAGAAGGAUUUCAAUAACAACGUGGAGAAAAAUAGGAAGAUCCGUGGCUUAGAAAAGGAUGAUGCCAAAUUAUAUGAUCCGAGCAAGAAGCAGAUCAAGGUGCUGCCCGUCGUGACUUCGGCACAGGCCAGGGAGGAGGGAGAGAACUUCCCUCAAAGUGAUAUCAAAGUUUCAAACCAAAUAUCAAGAUGUCCAAGACAUUUAAGAAUAAGAAACUUGGAAAAUGGAUCCAGCUUUCUUGACACACUACACCUGACAGCAAAGGAGGUUAUCAACUGCCGGACCAAAGCCUGCCAAGGGUCACUCAUGACCCCGAAGGGCCAGGUGAGAGGUACCAGAGAUGGGCCAGUUCCACUGGAAGAGCUUUUGCCUCAGGCAAUAGACUUUGUCAAGCAGUACUACAGUUCAUUUAAAGAACCAAAAAUGGAAGAAUACCCAGGCCGGCUGGAAACAGUGACCAGGGAGAUAGAAACUACAGGAACCUACCAUCUGACAAAGGAUGAGCUGACCUUUGCUACCAAACAAGCCUGGAGGAAUGCACCCAGGUGCAUUGGGAGAAUCCAGUGGUCCAAUCUACAGGUGUUCGAUGCACGGGACUGUAAAACAGCACAGGAAAUGUUUGAGCAUAUCUGUCGUCAUAUUCAGUACGCCACAAACAAUGGGAAUAUAAGAUCAGCCAUCACGGUGUUCCCGCAGCGGACGGACGGGCACCACGAUUUCCGGGUGUGGAACAGCCAGCUGGUCCGCUACGCCGGGUACCGCCUGCCCGGGGGGGCCGUGCUGGGAGACCCUGCCAGUGCAGAGUUCACACAGUUGUGUAUCGAGCUUGGGUGGAAGCCGAAAUAUGGCCGCUUUGAUGUACUUCCACUUGUCCUCCAAGCAAACGGCCAAGACCCAGAAAUAUUUGAAAUACCUCCAGAAAUUGUCCUUGAAGUGCCAAUGGAGCAUCCAAAGUACGAGUGGUUCAAGGACCUGGAUCUGAGGUGGUAUGCGCUGCCUGCCGUGUCCAACAUGCUGCUGGAGGCGGGGGGCCUGGAGUUCACCGCGUGCCCCUUCAACGGCUGGUACAUGGGCACAGAGAUAGGAGUGCGAGACUUCUGUGACGUGCAGCGCUACAACAUCCUGAAGGAGGUAGGGAGGAGAAUGGGACUGGAAACAAACAAACUAUCAUCGUUAUGGAAGGACCGGGCUGUUGUAGAGAUCAAUGUGGCUGUGCUUCAUAGCUUCCAGAAGCAGAAUGUGACUAUCAUGGAUCACCACUCGGCCUCCGAGUCCUUCCUGAAGUACAUGCAGAGCGAGUACCGCGCGCGGGGCGGCUGCCCGGCCGACUGGGUGUGGAUCGUGCCUCCCAUCUCAGGCAGCAUAACGCCCGUGUUCCACCAGGAGAUGCUGAACUAUGUCCUCACCCCCUUCUAUUACUACCAGGUGGAUGCAUGGAAAACACAUGUGUGGCGUGAUGAGACCCGGAGGCCAAAGAAAAAAGAAAUAAAGUUUAGCAUGCUGGCAAAGGCUGUCCUCUUUGCAUCCUCACUCAUGCGACAAGCAAUGGCCACCAGGGCCAAGGUCACUGUAAUCUUUGCAACAGAGACGGGGAAAUCAGAAACACUCGCCAACACCCUGUGCAGCCUCUUCAACUGUGCCUUCAACACCAGGAUUCUGUGCAUGGAUGAGUACAAUAUUUGUGACCUGGAAAAAGAAACACUUCUUUUAGUGGUUACAAGCACUUUUGGAAAUGGAGAUUCUCCAGGUAACGGAAAGACCUUGAAGAACUCCUUGUUCACACUGAAACUGCUGAGAAAAAAAAUUAGGUAUGCUGUGUUUGGUUUGGGGUCCAGCAUGUAUCCAGAGUUCUGUGCCUUUGCUCAUGCCAUUGACCAAAAACUGGCCCAGCUCGGGGCUUCCCAGCUCACUCCAGUCGGAGAAGGGGAUGAACUCAGUGGGCAAGAAGAAGCCUUUCGCACCUGGGCAGUCAGUGCUUUCAAGGCUGCCUGUGACAUUUUUAACAUCCAUGGAGGACACAGUAUUCAGUUGCCUGAGAUCUACACCUCUGAGGAAAGCUGGGAUCCUACCAGUUACAGAAUAGUGUAUGACUCUCAGCCCAUGGACCUGGCUAAAGCUCUUUCAAGCAUUCAUGCCAAGGAUAUAAUUCCCAUGAAGCUGAAAUUCAGACAGAAUCUUCAAAGUUUAAAGUCCAGUCGUGUUACCAUUCUGGUUAAACUCUCCUGUGAGGCUAAUCAGGAAGUGCACUACCUGCCUGGAGAACACAUCGGGAUUUUCCCAGGCAACCAGCCAGAACUAGUCCAUGGCAUCAUUGCACGUGUCCACGAUGCCCCCCCAGCUGAUCAGACUAUCAGGCUUGAAACCUGCACUGAUGGUGGCUACUGGACCAGUGACAGAAAGAUUCCAGCCUGCACACUCCCUGAGGCUUUGACGUACUUGCUUGAUAUCACUACUCCACCCUCCCAACAACUGCUAAAGAAACUCUCCCAGCUGGUGACAGCAGAAGGAGACAGACAGAGGCUGGAAGUGUUGUGUCAGAGCACAGAAGAAUACAAUAAAUGGAAGUUUUACAACAGCCCAAACAUGAUGGAGGUCCUGGAGGAGUUUCCCUCUGCUGAGGUCUCCACAACCUUCUUGCUGACUCAGCUGCCAUUUCUGAAGCCCAGGUACUAUUCUGUCAGCUCCUCCUGUGACAUGACAGCCAGAGAGAUUCAUCUGACAGUUGCAGUUGUAAACUACAGGACAAGAGAUGGAGAGGGGCCUUUGCACCAUGGAGUCUGCAGCACAUGGCUGAAUACAAUAGCUCUUGAUGAACCAGUUCUGUGCUUCAUACGCAGUGCUAAUGAAUUCCAUCUCCCAGAGGAGCCAGCCCAGCCCUGCCUCCUGAUCGGCUCGGGAACAGGGAUUGCUCCCUUCCGGAGCUUCUGGCUGCAGCGUCUCCAUGACCUGGAGCAGAGAGGGAUCAAAGGAGGGGACAUGACGUUGCUGUUCGGCUGCCGGCAGCCAGACCUGGAUCACCUCUACAGAGAGGAAACUGAGGAAAUGAAGAGGAAGGGAGUCCUGAAAGAGGUCUACACAGCUUACUCCAGACUGCCUGACCAAGCUAAAAUCUACGUUCAGGAUGUCCUGCAGAGGCAGCUGGAGGCCGUGGUGUGUGAGGUGCUGCAGGGCCAGGGCCACGUCUACGUGUGCGGGGACGUGCGCAUGGCCGGGGACGUGGCGCGGGCGCUGCGCGCGCUCAUCGCCAGGGCCCUGCGGCUCAGCCAGCAGCAGGCACAGGAGUACUUCUUCCAGCUCAAGGUAUGCUCUGACACACGGGGCAUUCUGUCCAGUCAGUGCCCGGGGGGGUCCCAGCAGCCUGCACAGCCACACUGCCAUGAGCUCCUCUGCAGCCCAGAGCACAGGAGCCAGGGCUCAGUCCCCACAGUGCCUGCACAGGAGCCAGGGCUCAGUCCCCACAGUGACUGCACAGGAGCCAGGGCUCAGUCCCCACAGUGAC